Molecule: messenger RNA, 557 nt
Organism: Cylicostephanus goldi
Lineage: Eukaryota; Metazoa; Nematoda; Chromadorea; Rhabditida; Strongylidae
Source: the annotation of a GenBank genome assembly
AUGGCUCAAAAAUUGCUGCAUCAGGCACAGAAAGUGCUUACCCGAGCCCUUUCUCUCCACACCCCAUCAUUACGUCUUCGAGAAUCAGCACUAUCGUCGCUCGCCUCCGUACACUACCUGCUCGGGGACUUUGUCCAAGCAACCCAUUGCUAUCAGCAGCAGCUCGAAAUACGUCUGCAACUGGGUGGACCACCCGCAGAGGUUCUCGACAAUGUGGCAAUGAGCGCAGAAGCUGCCGGAAAUCAUGCUCUAGCACUGACAUACCGAAAACAAAUGCUGGAGCAUCUGAGUGGCGUACCACUGGCAAAAGAAAGGCUGAAAAUUGCGAAACUGCACAGUUGUUUGAACCAGGCAGGGGAAGCCCUAGAAGAAUACGUGUCUAUAGAAAAGUCGAUUCCUUUUAUGGAUGAAGGUGACAAAGAGGAUCUAGCAAUGCAGAUACGGAUAGGAAAAGGAGUCAUCUACGGCUUGAUGGUGAGUCAUGUUUUAAUUUAUAAAAACAAUGAUUUUUAUUUCUGCUCUGACAAUAGAAAGAGCCAAAAGGAAACCUUCUAAAU